Ramularia collo-cygni is the source of this 1032-nucleotide messenger RNA. RefSeq lists its product as uncharacterized. The transcript is spliced from 2 exons. Lineage: Eukaryota; Fungi; Ascomycota; Dothideomycetes; Mycosphaerellales; Mycosphaerellaceae. Bases 1 to 1032 code for a protein of 343 amino acids. The record is from RefSeq and is a predicted model, not a curated record.
AUGCUACGCCUUUCACUCCUCGCGGCAAGCCUGGCUGCCGCAGCGCAAGCAAAACAACAGACCUACAGCACCGAGUCCUGCAUCACAAAACACCAACCAGCCCAAUCUGCUCCCUCUUCUGUCCCGACAAGCACGAGAACUUCUAGCCAGACUUCCUGCUACACAACUACUACCUGCGGAACGAUCACCACAACGACGACCAUCACUCCAGACCCAGUGUCAUUCACCAAGGGUGCUUCUGGCGAGCUUCUCCAAGCACGAGCGGCUGUGGUCGAGUUUGUUGGCGCGGAGGAGGUGACAUGUUCUACAACCACAACUAUCUCAUCGGGGGCCUCGACGCUUUACACCGGUGAAUACAGCAACAGCGUUGCCAAACGUACAGCGGCUGCCGCGAAUGCUCCUGCGCCGUAUGGAAAGUCCCGCAACCCACUGCUUGGGAAAGUCCUUCAUCGCUACGGACAAGAGGCGUUCAACGACCGUCAGAAACCAUUCGCGGUUGACUGUCUGGCGCAAGUCACAACAUAUGACGUCGCAACAUCCACUAUUCAAGACGAAACCGCAAUCGAGACCGUCACAGCGGCAACGCCAACAGUCUAUGUCACACUGAGGAACAAGGCCGUCGAAGACGAGCCUAUUGAAAUCACCAAGACAGUGACUGCACAAACUAUUACAAGCGGCGUCUGCACAGUUACGGCUGCGUCGUCAACAACCACGCAGCACUUGAAGUGUGCGCCAACGAACCUGAUCUCGGAGGUGGAUGGCUACGGCAUUGGCGAGACGCGAGGAGACUCGUCUAACACUCGUGGUCUGGCCCCUGGCAGUGAUCCAAGUGCGUGCUGCCAGCUGUGCUUGGAUACUGAGGGCUGCGCAGCUUCGGAAGACGACCCGGAUGCCGGCAACUGCUUCUUGUGGUACACUGAGCCUUCUUGUGGAUUGGGAUUCAAGUACACGACGGGAUCGCAGAAGUUGGAAGCUGGUGCGGGUUUCUUAGUACAGACAGGAUGUGGAACGAUCGAGGCGGCUGAUCAGUAA